Corvus hawaiiensis (hawaiian crow) is the source of this 5063-nucleotide messenger RNA. It is a transcript of the gene AMOT, whose product is annotated as angiomotin. The record is from RefSeq and is a predicted model, not a curated record. Gene Ontology annotation, biological process: regulation of cell migration; establishment of cell polarity involved in ameboidal cell migration; hippo signaling. Bases 994 to 3726 code for a protein of 910 amino acids. NCBI's taxonomy places the organism in Eukaryota, Metazoa, Chordata, Aves, Passeriformes, Corvidae. The transcript is spliced from 13 exons. Gene Ontology annotation, molecular function: signaling receptor activity. Gene Ontology annotation, cellular component: bicellular tight junction; lamellipodium; cytoplasmic vesicle.
UGCCGUCCGCUCCGCUGGGCUCCGCUCCGUGCCGCCGAGGCUGCCCCGGUGCCGCUCCGCCGCCGCGCACAGGUAACCGCGGAGAAGCAGCGAGCGGAGCCGAGCCGAGCCCGCCCGGGCGCGAUGCCGCGGGCCGCCCUUCGCUGCCGGGGCCGCGGGCGCUGCGACUGCCCCGGGCGGCGCUGCCACUGACAGCCGAGCUGCCACCGCCGGGACGCGCGGACUUCCCCCUCUUUGUGUUUAUUCUGCCGCCCUCGAGGUACCGCUAUCCUCCUCCCAGCGACCGCGGGCAGGUCCUGGCUGACUCUGGGAUUUUUUUUUUUUUUUUACCCUUCCAGCUCGAUUGCCUGUUCUGAAAGUAUAUUUAUUUAUAAUAAAAGAGAAAGUCGAGCCACAAAUCCAGUUCGUAUCGCAUUCCCCGUUCUGUGGAGUCCGGUUUAUUUCUGCGGUUAAAAAAAGUUUACUCCCCCUCCUCCAGUUUUAUUGACACUGAGGAUGAAGAAGGAUUUGCAAAUGAAAGCGCCUUGAAAUACAGCAUCUUUUGGAGACAGCUCUGCAGUUCUCCAGCCCGUUAAAUCUCGAAUUCCACCCUUUGCCCCUGCUGAAUCCACUGUUCUGCCCUUUACUCUCUGGGGUAAAAAACCAACCAACAACAACAAAAACCCGAGGGGAAAAAGAAUACCUUUGGCAGCAGGGAAGCUUUGUGUGACUGACCCAACGAGCUACAAGUGUCCAGUUUCUGAAAAGAAGAAAACCCUUUUGUCUUCAGCAGAUCAGUAGAGUUAUUUUGGGAGCGAGGAGAGUAUCAAGUGAUCUGGCCUGCUGAAGAGGAGCCUGAAGCCAUCUCUGAGUGGAGAUCUUGGAUUUGCAGGAGGAAAGCUGAGUGUGUCCCCCCAUGUGGCAGAACUGCUCCUCCUUACCAGGGAACUCCAAGUGAAGGACAAAGGUCAAGGGCAGCUUCUACAUUCCACCCAAAAGGCACCACAGUUUGAGAUGAGGAAUUCAGAAGAGCAAGCAGCUACGACAGUUUUACAGCGCCUGCUGCAGGAGCAGCUCCGAUACGGGAACCCAAAUGACAACCGCAACCUUCUCGCCUUACACCAGCAAGCCACAGGGAAUGCCCCCCCUUUCAGCAGCACUGGCAGCCCGGCCUCUCAGAACGAAGGGCUGAGCUCCCAGGACCACCAGCUCGUGACUCAUGCUGCCCGCCAGGAGCCCCAGGGCCAGGAGAUACAGGUGGACAACAGCAUCAUGGAGAAGCAGCUGUCGCCGCGGCUCCAGAACAGCGAGGACCUCCCGACCUACGAGGAGGCCAAGGUGCAGUCGCAGUAUUUCCGGGGCCAGCCGCACGCCAGCGUCGGGGCGGCCUUCUACGUCACGGGCGUCACCAACCAGAAGAUGAGGACUGAAGGGCGGCCCACGGUGCAGCGGGUGAGCCCGGGGAAGGUGCACCAGGACGAAGGACUGAAGGACCUCAAGCAAGGCCACGUGCGCUCCCUGAGCGAGAGGCUGAUGCAGCUGUCCCUGGCCACCAGCGGGGUCAAGGCCCACGCGCCCGUCACGAGCGCGCCGCUCUCCCCGCUGUCCCCCCUCUCUCCCCAGCAGUCCAGCGACCCUUACAAAAAUUCUGGCUCCAAUGAGUUCUACAAGAACUCGGUGCAGCCCCCUUCCCAGGCCAGCAUGAAAGGAAUGGAGCAGCGGGGGCCUCCCCCAGAGUAUCCUUACAAAAACGUGUCCACCCCGUCUAUGAACUGCAAACCUCAGGACUCGGGGCAUUUCUAUAGUGACCAUCGCAUGAGCCAGCAGGGAAGAUCUGAUGGGCCUAUGAUGAGGUAUCAGCAUCCCCCUGAGUAUGGGUCAGUCAGGCAGAACCCAGAUGUGCAGCUGCAGUUACAACAGAGACCACCUCACCACCACAGCCCAACUUCUUCCUUGACAUCCCUGGGAUCUUUGACUUUGCUCCAGUCUCCGCCACCCUCCAGGCUGUCCCCUUCCCAGCACCAGCAACCUCUGACUCCCAGCCAGGCAGAUCCUGGCAUUCUGCCACGGACCCAGCAACCUUUCUUGUCCAACCCAGUCCAUCAGGGAGAUCUGUACCGACUGUGCCAGCCCUUCCUAGGCCCGCAGCAGCAGCAAGGCGACUCCUACUCCGUGAUGCCCCGGGCCCAGCAGAUCCCUUCCCCCUAUCAGCAGAUGCAAGUAGAUCCUUUUGCCAUCGUUUCCAGGGCCCAGCAAAUGGUGGAAAUCCUGUCGGAGGAGAACCGGUCCCUACGACAGGAGCUGGAUGGGUGCUAUGAGAAAGUGGCCCGGCUGCAGAAGCUGGAAACUGAAAUUCAGCAAGUUUCAGAGGCGUACAAAAACCUGGAGAAAUCAUCCUCUAAGCGGGAUGCUCUGGAAAAGGCCAUGAGAAACAAACUGGAAGGAGAAAUUCGUAGGCUUCAUGAUUUCAACAGGGAUUUAAGAGAACGCAUGGAGACAGCCAACAAGCAGCUGGCAGAGAAGGAGUUUGAGGGAUCUGAAGACAAUCGGAAAACCAUCUCUCAGCUCUUUGCACAAAACAAGGAAACACAGCGGGAAAAAGAGAAACUGGAAAUAGAGCUGGCUGCUGCACGCUCCACCAACGAGGACCAGCGGAGACACAUCGAGAUCCGAGACCAGGCCUUGAACAACGCUCAGGCCAAGGUGGUGAAACUGGAGGAGGAGCUGAAGAAGAAGCAGGUCUAUGUUGAGAAGGUGGAGAAGAUGCAGCAGGCCUUGGUUCAGCUGCAGGCAGCGUGUGAGAAGAGGGAGCAGCUGGAGCACAGGCUGCGCACCCGGCUGGAGAGGGAGCUGGAAUCUCUCCGCAUGCAGCAGCGUCAGGGCACAUCUCAAGCUGCCAACGUCUCCGAGUACAACGCCACGGCGCUCAUGGAGCUGCUGCGUGAGAAGGAAGAGAGGAUCCUUGCUCUGGAAGCUGACAUGACCAAGUGGGAACAGAAGUACCUGGAGGAAAGUGUGAUGAGACAGUUUGCUUUGGAUGCAGCUGCGACUGUGGCUGCUCAGAGGGACACGACAGUGAUCAGCCACUCGCCCAACCCCAGCUACGACACCUCGCUGGAAGCUCGCAUCCAGAAGGAGGAGGAGGAGAUCCUGCUGGCCAACAGGAGAUGUCUCGACAUGGAGGGAAGAAUUAAGACCCUGCACGCUCAGAUCAUCGAGAAGGAUGCCAUGAUCAAAGUGCUGCAGCAGCGCUCCCGCAAGGAGCCCGGCAAGACAGAGCAGCUCUCCUCCAUGAGACCUGCCAAGUCCCUCAUGUCCAUCUCCAACGCUGGCUCGGGCUUGCUGUCCCACUCCUCAACGCUGAGCAGCACCCCCAUCCUGGAGGAGAAGAGAGAAGACAAGAGCUGGAAGGGCAGCCUGGGUGUUCUGCUGGGAACAGAAUAUCGCUCCGAAUCCAUCCCCUCCACCCCUUCUCCUGUCCUUCCCUCCACACCGUUGCUGUCGGCCCACUCGAAGACAGGCAGCAGAGACUGCAGCACCCAGACAGACCGGGGCAGUGAGCAGGGCAAAGCUGCUCCUUCCCCUGCAGCUCCCACCCCAGCACGACUCCCCAGCACCAACCUGACCUACAGUGCAGAGAAAACAGAUGGGCCACUCUUCCACUCCAGCACUCUUGAAAGAAAAGCCCCUGUUCAGACUGUGGGGCAGGACCUCCCAGAUGGAGAGAUGGUAGAAUACCUCAUCUGAAAGGCUGUACCAGGAUCUAAGCUGGGAUAACAGUAGCAAGAAAUUUUUAAAAGACAUUUUUGUUGGGAAAAAAAAUGUAGUACCUGAGUAAUAAAAGAACACUCAGCUGUUUGCUCUUGUAUAUUAUGUCUCAAAAGUUUGGACAGGUUAAUUUAUAAUUUGUUCUAAAUUAUAAAAAACCCGUAACAGUUGUUCUUUGAAAGUUUCCCCCUUUAUUUUUUAAAUACUGGAUCUGAUAACAUCUGCAGAAAAAUACUAGAACUUAGGUGCACUACAUCUGAUAUUUCAUUUCAGUGUUUUUAAAGUCUCUUAAGCAGAAGUACCUGCUCUCACAGGUGCUGGUUACAUGUCUAGCUUGAAUGUAGUAAGGUGAGCUUAAUGGCCUUAAAAUGGCCUCAGAACCAGGGACAUCGUUGUGAGCAUCACUUAAUGGUUGUAGAAUACAGGUGUUCUGGGAAGCUUUUAUAAAUCUGAGCUGUGAUCAAGGGAGAUUUCCCUUUUCACUUCCUCUUUCUUCUCAGUGUAAGAACUCAGAAUAGGUAUUUCAUGUUCCUAGGCUGAAAAGGUUUCCAUUUUCAGUGUGGUAACAUUUUUUUUUUUACUUCUCAAAUUUCUUUCUUUAUUAUUUCUAUAUUAAAACAAGUGACUCCGGUGAUUAAUGUCGCAUUUCAUAUUUGUAGUUCUUUUUGCAAGAUUUGCCACACUUUUAUACUUAAGUACUUUUUCAAUAAUUUGUACAGUGGAUAGUAAAUAAUAUAUUGCAUUCAUGUUUUACAUAAAUUAAUAAGAAGAAUUUACAGGCCCAGCCCUGAUCUGUUAGAUCAGAUUUCUGACAUUGUAAUUCCAUUGGCUUUAGUGAAACUACUCCAAAUUUACCAUAGUUCAAGUGGGAAGCCCUGUUGUUUUUCAGAGUUAGCAGCUUAAUCUACUGCAUCUGUGGAGAUCUUUCUCUGUAGCAGCCUUUUCUGUAUUUCAAAUGGCCUUCAACUUUGUACGUCCCUCCUUUCUGGAGAGACUGGAUUCUUUUUCAUAUAGCAAAGCCUCAGAGGUAGAGCUUUAAAGAGAAGCUCCAUGCAAAGGUUCAGAUGGCAGAUUCUCUCCUUCCAAAAUAGUUCUUUAAUUCAUCUGAGUGGAGAGAGCAGCUUAAAGUCCCAGAGGCAUUACAGAAGACAGUUACGUGUUUAAGUCAUGAGGUUCACCUCCAGAUUUUUGGGAACUAGCACAGAUGCAGCAGUGCUUUGGUUACAGAAACUAUAAGAAGAGAUUAAGACCAAUAGAAGUACAUGAGUAUUUCUUUGUUACUGUCUUUGCAUUUUAUUAAAACACUUCAAUAUUAA